This is a messenger RNA of Alternaria burnsii, 3039 nucleotides long. RefSeq lists its product as uncharacterized. The record is from RefSeq and is a predicted model, not a curated record. Lineage: Eukaryota; Fungi; Ascomycota; Dothideomycetes; Pleosporales; Pleosporaceae. The coding region runs from base 1 to 3039 and encodes 1012 amino acids. The transcript has 2 exons.
AUGGCGACCAAGGCGAUGAAUCUCCCCAACUUUGGCGGAGCUCAUGCGGCAGGCAUCUUCUCCGACAUGACGGUCGACGGGCCGGUAAUAGGCACUCUGGUUGUCAUCAUGGAUCGCGCCCGAAAUCUGCCCAACAAGAGGACCAUGGGAAAACAGGACCCGUACUGCGCUGCCCGGUUGGGCAAGGAAGCCAAAAAGACAAAGACGGACAAACGAGGCGGCCAGACGCCCAAAUGGGACCAGGAAUUGCGCUUCACCGUCCACGACUCGCCCGACUACAACCGCCUCAAGGUCUCCGUCUUCAACGACGACAAGAAGACGGAGCUGAUUGGCGAGGCUUUUGCCAAUCUCAACUCCGUCAUCACGCCCGGCGGAGGACAGAGUGACGAAUGGCUCGGCCUCAAUUGCAAGGGCAAAUACGCCGGUGAAAUCCGGAUGGAGAUUACCUACUACGACACCCGCGAGAAGAACGAAAAGCCAGCACUGCAGAAAAGGAGAGAGUCAGCCAAGCCAGAAGGCAAGGCUGCUGUGGGUGGAGCGCGCGAGAUGGCACCCGUCAAGCGACGUCCGCUCCCCAGCGACCCGACAGGCGCCACACCAUCGCCCGUGCAUACUCCAGAACAACGAGGACUGCGGGGUGUCAGGGCUGGCCCACGAGAGCUGGGCUCGCCGCGACACCAGCGGACACCAACUGAGCCGUCACCAGCACACCGGACCCAGUCGGAUGCACCUUCACGCAGGCCUGUGCCAGAAUCCUCCCCUCUAAACCCCGCGUCUACGUCGAGCCAGACCACCCCACAGCGCCCCGCCCCGCAUGCGUCGUACAGCACACCUCCGAAUCCACGCUCGUCGGCCCAGAGGAUGCCUAUGGCGAGGGAAGAGAGCUUCGACAUGUCCUAUGCUGCCCCCAAGCCAUAUGAAGUGAAGCCGAUUGAUCCUCUACCACAACGCAUCAGACACUCGGAGCAGAGGAGGAUGUCUCAGGAAGAUGGUCAAUCUCCAAGAACCCAAGCGUUGCAACACCCCGAGCCAGUACAUUCUCACUCGGCCCCAACGGUCCCAACGCAGCACGCCUAUGAGUCCCCGGCACAACAGCAAAAACUACAAGAGCAGCAGAAGCAGAUUGAGUAUCUCCAGCAACAGUUGCUUCAGCACCAGCAGCAUGAGCCCCAACGGAUCGAGCCGGCCCCGCAGCCAGCCCGGCCAGUUCAGCCACCUCAGUCGUACGCGCAAGACCAGUAUCAAGAUCCGACAUACCAGGUUGCGCCUUUGCGAAGCAGUCGUAGCCGCGAGCAUCCUCAGGAGCAGGCUUCUCCAAUCGACCAAUACUACGGUCAGCGAUUCAUCGAGGCACCGCCCCUACACGACGAAAGCCCUACGCAUCGCAGACGUAGUGCCAUGCAGCCCAUGGUGGAAGACGAGGAUGACAUGCCGCCACCGCCGCCCAUGCACAAGCGCAAUGCCAGCACCUUGCCUCACCCUAACCAAGAGAGCUCUGACCGUUACCGCAACGACGGCCCAGCGCCACUCAGCUUUGCAUCAAGGUCGAGAGGAGAUUCACUUCCCUACAGCUACGAUAUGCAGCCUCAGCAAUAUGACCCCGAUAACUACGCACCUCGACAACCCUCUGAACGGCGGUACACUCACCCUCGUAUGCCAACACAGGGCUCAAGUCGUCCCGUAUCUCGUGAUGCUAUGGUGCCGUCCCCACUAAGACAGGAAACACUGCGACAGGAACCACCGGCGCUGCCAACCAGUCUCAUUGCCGGGCUGAACCCGGUGAGGCAAGAGAUCGAGGCGCCACCUUACGAAGCUCCUCCUUCGUAUGAGACACCGCCGCAAUUGCGCCACUAUUCUGAGCCGGCCGAGUAUCGGGCCAUCACACAAUUUGAGGCACCCGUCCAGUCACAGGAGUUGGUCCAUCAUUCUGCGUACCAAUCCAACGACUACUAUCCCCAUGACCCGCCCGAACAGCCUCGCCAGAUGUCACCUCCUGUUUACGACCCCACUCCAAUUGUCAAGCCUCGCGCUACAAGUCCUGGUGUAAACCCGCGAUACUCUCCCAAUCCGACUAUGGACCGCUACUCUCCCAACCCGGAUAUGGAUCGUUACUCUCCGAACCCGGUUACCGAUCGCUCGUCUAGGAUGCCUGCGCGAAGCAUGCCGACCCGCAAGUCGGUGUCACCUCGCCCACCACCCGCGAGGGAAGACACAAGUGAACGAAGACUUUCUGGAGUAGCAUUCAAUCCCGACAGUUUCGAUGUCUACAACCCCAGAAUGUCCAAGUCUCCAAUACCUUCGGACGACGAGCUGGAACGACCAGGUAGCCGCAUGGAGUACAACGACAAGGGUCAGAUUGUCACAUUCAGUGGUCGGGUCGUCGAUGCGUCGGACCAUCUGCCUGUCGACAACUGGGCACCCGAGCCAGUACCCAAGGGCACAGUGAAGGAAAAAGCUCCUCGCAGCAGAGCGCAGCUUAACGGUAGCAGGGAUCUCGAGGCCGCUAUGCAACGUGAGGAACGAUACCAGCGCGAGCGCGCUGACAGAGAACGCAUCCGCCAUGCAGCUAGCAUGAACUUUGACAACAGCAAUGCGCUAGUCACUACGAGACAUGACUUCAACAACGAUUACAACUCACCUGUCAAUGCAGGUGCGUUGGUCCUUGCAAGUCAGAGUCAACACAAUGCGCCUCCUAGUUCUACAGCACGUAGCAGGCCUACAAGGCGAGACCAACAACGUCCUGUAUCUGCCUACGAUACGCCACCGCAGUACAACCUACCAGACAGACAGGUUCUCCGCGAACGCGACAAUCCCAACAGCUAUGGUAGCAAUCCUAGCUAUGACAGACGCGGUACCCAGAGGCAUAGUGUCGCAGCUCCACCCAUUCCCGCCAAGGUACCCAUCGAUAUGAAUGGCGGUGGCUACGGCGCACAGAACGAGGACAUGGCACUCAGCUUGGAGUUGCAGAGCAUUGACAUUGGACCAGGCUCUGGUGGACGCAGACCAAGAACCACGACAAGACGACAGUACGGAUUCUAA